UUUAUUUUUUUUUCUGUUUCUGUCACCUUCCUCUCUCUUUCUCUCUCUCUUUUUGGGCUAACGGGUUUCUCAUUUCUGGGACAAAGUCUGUUCCUUUCGAUCCGCAAUGUCCAGAUGGUUGAUUGAAUUUGAGCAUCAAGAAGAAGAACAAAACUAACAGAGAUAGAUAGAGAGAGAGCAAAGGAUCUGAAGUUCAACGCCUGUUUCAAAGAGAUCUGAAAGCUCAAAUAUCUUCGAGCUUUGAGCGGGGACAAUGAGCGCUUCAAGAUUCGUAAAGUGUGUGACGGUUGGUGAUGGAGCUGUCGGAAAAACAUGUUUGUUGAUUUCUUACACAAGCAACACUUUCCCUACGGAUUAUGUGCCAACCGUUUUCGAUAAUUUCAGUGCAAAUGUUGUGGUUAAUGGAGCCACCGUUAAUCUUGGAUUGUGGGAUACUGCAGGGCAAGAGGAUUACAACAGAUUAAGACCACUAAGCUACCGUGGAGCUGAUGUUUUCAUAUUGGCCUUCUCUCUUAUCAGUAAAGCCAGUUAUGAAAACGUCUCCAAAAAGUGGAUCCCGGAGUUGAAGCAUUACGCGCCUGGUGUCCCCAUCAUCCUUGUUGGAUCAAAGCUUGAUCUUCGAGAUGAUAAGCAAUUCUUCGUCGACCAUCCUGGCGCUGUCCCGAUUACAACUGCUCAGGGAGAGGAGCUGAGGAAGCUAAUAGAUGCACCUACUUACAUCGAAUGCAGUUCCAAAUCUCAAGAGAAUGUGAAAGCUGUCUUUGACGCAGCCAUACGAGUGGUGUUGCAACCGCCUAAGCAGAAGAAGAAAAAGAGCAAAGCGCAGAAGGCAUGCUCCAUCUUGUGAUGAAUGAUGUGAUUGGAAAGCUAUUGUUUUUAUAUAUUUGUUGGUUUUUGGUAUAUUAAACAUCAUCUAACAAUGCAUCAAUGUGUUAAUGGACAGAGACACCCAUGUUUGGUUUUGGU
Brassica oleracea var. oleracea is the source of this 966-nucleotide messenger RNA. Its product is annotated as rac-like GTP-binding protein RHO1. Bases 254 to 847 code for a protein of 197 amino acids. The record is from RefSeq and is a predicted model, not a curated record. NCBI's taxonomy places the organism in Eukaryota, Viridiplantae, Streptophyta, Magnoliopsida, Brassicales, Brassicaceae. Gene Ontology annotation, molecular function: GTP binding; GTPase activity; protein kinase binding. Gene Ontology annotation, cellular component: cytoskeleton; plasma membrane; cell cortex. Gene Ontology annotation, biological process: small GTPase-mediated signal transduction; regulation of actin cytoskeleton organization; actin filament organization. The transcript is spliced from 6 exons.